Eimeria maxima is the source of this 2325-nucleotide messenger RNA. RefSeq lists its product as hypothetical. The record is from RefSeq and is a predicted model, not a curated record. Bases 1 to 2325 code for a protein of 774 amino acids. Lineage: Eukaryota; Apicomplexa; Conoidasida; Eucoccidiorida; Eimeriidae. The transcript has 5 exons.
AUGCAAUCUACGGAUGCAAAUCGAGUGCUAUGCCUGCUGCAGCACAUCAACGACAGAGAGCUGAGACGGCUGGAGCUACCCAGUCUUCUUUCGGCCUUACUUCUACCUGUAGCAUUACUGGAAGACCAAGGGGGACACAGCAGAGGCAGCAGCAGCAGCAGCAGCAGCACAGAGGCUCUGCCGGUGCAUCAGCAGGCUCUCGUAAUACGCGGCGCAGCUUCGUUGGUGUUGCAGCAGUGGAUGUUGCUAGCAGCGGAUGCUCUUCAGUUGCUGCGGCGUCUUCUUCACCCAGAAAAGCAAGCCCAUCGGCGCAGCCAUAGCAUCACCGAACAUCACCAGCUAGUGGGGAGGCAACAGCAGGAUUCCAGAAGGAAAAGGGUUCGUACAGCCGGCUCCCGCAGACAAGAUGACAGAGAAGAGAGGCAGGAAGAUGCAGACGAGGCAGCAGAGGCAAUAUGGGAGCGAACAGCACAUCUCCAGCUGCAACAGCAACACAAUCAAGGAGAGGAGGAGUCUCAACAACGCCUAAGACGAUUGGGCAGCGUCUUCGCCAAUCAUCUGCUUGAGGCAGAGUCAAGUGUGAGUGCCAGCAGGGACAGCGCCAGCCUAUUGCUGCAACGGGGAGCUCCAGACCUCUUCAAUGCUUGCUGGGCUGCUGUGGCCACUCCUCUUCGCUCCGGAGAGAGUCAUCCUGAGCAGCAACAGCAGCAUCAAGUCGGUUCGCACGAAAGGCUUCUUGCUGCAGCCGGGGAAACUCGUGCUCCUGGCAUGUCAUGGAGGCGGUGGGCGUUCGGCGGCCCUGACAACCAUCUCCCGUUCCCCUCAGCAGCAGCAGCUUCCAGCGCAGCAGCGGCUGUUCCAGUUGAAAAAACUGCCUCAGCAGCAGCAGGUGAUUUAGCAGGGGACGGAGUAGAAGACCCAGAAGUUGAGUCUGCUGACUUUGCAGAUAUGUGGGACCCUCUUCCAGACGAGGAGCAGCAGGAAACUUACGAGGCACAACAGCAGCAGCAGCUGCAGCAGCAGUCAGAACAGGGCGAUUGUUACGGCCACGGUGUACAGCUGGACAUCAACAUAUCACGAAGAACAGCAAGCAGCAGCAGCAGCAAUAAUACGGCCUUUCCCAGACUGCUCAACACUACGGGCAAGAGUGCAGGUCCUCCGCGCCGACUCCAUGCUGCGACGCACCUAGUACUAACAAGUGCUGAAGUUUAUGAGCUGUACGGCAUUCACCCCGUUGCUAAGCUUUACUGGUGGAUGCAGCAGCAGCUACUUGUUUCUGGUAGCAAGCAGGCGUGGAACCUGCUUCACAAGCCAGCAGCGGCUGUUACAGACGUCCGCAGCGCUGUUACAGAAAGAAUUUUAAAUAAACUCUCUUCCAGCUCCGGGCCCUUGUAUACUGCUUCUGCAGCAAACAAAAAUGGUGGACAACAGCACAGUACAGUGCUGGGGGCUCCGUGUCCCCGUGGGGACUGGGAGGGAGAAUUUACACUCUACACUGAGGCUGAGCUGCAGCAGCAGCAGCAGCAAGACAGCAGCAGCCGCAGGCGCAGAAGCGGGGAUAUUAUGGGCAGCGGCGAGUACGUGGAGGUGCUGCGAGGCAUCUUCGACAGCAGCAGCAUGCAGCAGAGGGCCACGCAAACACGCCUCACUCAAAUGCCAAGGGAAUCGGAAGCUUCGAGCACUUCCCGGUUGGGGAACAGCCGGCGAGCUAGCGGGCGGAGUGCCCCUUCUUCAGAGGCAUCUCUUGAGGCACUAGCCUACGGGGACUUCCCUGACUUUGACAGCUGCCCCACAGAAUUUAGCGACGACAAGCAGCAACAGCAAGAGGGGAAGCAUCAGCAGGAGGGGAAGCAACAACAGCACCAGCAACAUCACCACGAGGCUCAUGGAACAGCCGUUACCUCUCUCAGGCUUAGACAACUUCUGCAGCAGUAUGCUCUCACGCACCCUGAUGUGUCAGACCCCGAAUUGCCGGGCGGAGAGUCACCGGCCCAGCAGCAGCAACAACAGCACCAAGACCAGCAGAACGCAUCCACAAUUCCAUUAAGUCGGCUGUUGCCGAUAGGCCGCAUUGACCCCCGCACAGCCUGUUGCACAUUUUCCCACCUGCUGUCACUACACAGGCACGGCUCAAUUAAGCUGCAGCAGCAACCACAAGUCUUGCCCAUGCCCUCAAACAAGCCUUAUCCCGAGCUUUUUGUACACGUGACGCAACAGUGGCGUAGAGCAGGUGAGUCUGAAGGGGUCCAGCAGAGACGCGAGGGCAUGUCACCACAGCAGCUUGAGCAGGAGCAGCAACCAAGGUGCAACACCUCUGCGGGGUGA